AUGGCACUCUCAUCCUUCCAAAGAGGCGACCAGGUCGAAGUCUGCAGCAAACUUGAAGGCUUUCUUGGCUCUUAUUACGAGGCCACCGUCGUGGCAAACAUGGGCACCAACUACGUUGUCCAGUACAACAACUUGGUCGAGGAGUUCAACGACGCUGUGCCGCUGAAAGAGACCGUCAAGGCCGCCGAGGUCCGCCCUUUGCCGCCGGAAAUCAGGGAGGCUAAUAAUAAUGGUGCUGGGUUUCAUGUGGGUGAUAGGAUCGAUGCUUACGAUCUUGAUGGGUGGUGGGUCGGUACAGUUUCGUCGGAGGAUAAUGGGUCUGGGUAUCAGUCUGUGUUUUUUGAGUAUACUGGGCAAGAGCUGGAGUACCCAGUUUUGAAGCUGAGGGUUCAUCAGGAUUGGCGCAAUGGGAAAUGGGUCUUGUCCAAGAAGACCAAGAGGACUGUUGUGCGUUGA
Fragaria vesca subsp. vesca is the source of this 456-nucleotide messenger RNA. RefSeq lists its product as uncharacterized. The record is from RefSeq and is a predicted model, not a curated record. The coding region runs from base 1 to 456 and encodes 151 amino acids. Lineage: Eukaryota; Viridiplantae; Streptophyta; Magnoliopsida; Rosales; Rosaceae. The transcript has a single exon.